CCGCCGGCACAAGCCGGUCUCCGCCCAGCCGGCUUCCGCCGGGAAUGAAGAGCGUUGUGGGUUGGCUCCCGUCCCGCGGACCCCACGCGCGUCCGUGGAGCCUUCAGGAGGCUUCCGAGAGCCCCUCCCACCGCUCUGAGCCCCGCUGAGUUCACUUCCAUUGUCCUCUCGGCCGCGGGCUCCGGAACACGCGUGCGAGCCCACUGCUGAUGCCCAGGCUGCCGUUGUGCCGCUGUUACACCGUGCGUCCCCCGCCCCAUGGAGCCGCCCGCUGGUGCCGUGGCGACCGUCAAAGAUCCUGCGGCCAGAGACCAUGACUCCGUGGACUCCAAGGUCUCGCCGCCCGCCGCGAACCCCCAGACAUCACAGAAAGCGGGGCACUCAUUACAAGAUUGGGACACCAUAGCCACCGUGGGCACUGGAACCUUUGGGCGUGUAAACCUGGUGAAGGAGAAGACAGGCAGGCGAUACUGUGCCUUGAAGAUUAUGAGCAUCCCAGAUAUCAUCCGUCUGAAACAGGAACAACAUGUGCAGAAUGAGAAAGCAGUCCUGAAGGAAAUAAACCAUCCCUUCCUCAUUAAACUACUUUGGACAAGCCAUGACAACCACUUCCUGUACAUGUUGAUGGAGUUCGUGCCUGGUGGUGAGCUCUUCACCUACCUUCGUAAUCGUGGCCGAUUCUCCUCAGUCGCUGCAAUCUUCUACGCCACAGAGAUUGUAUGUGCCAUAGAGUACCUGCACUCCAAGGAAAUCGUAUAUAGGGACCUGAAGCCUGAAAACAUCCUUCUAGACAGGGAAGGACAUAUCAAACUGACAGACUUCGGCUUCGCCAAGAAACUGGUCGAUAGGACAUGGACUCUCUGUGGGACACCAGAAUAUCUCGCCCCAGAAGUCAUUCAGAGCAAAGGUCAUGGAAGAGCUGUGGACUGGUGGGCACUGGGCAUCCUUAUAUUCGAGAUGCUAUCUGGGUUUCCCCCAUUUUUCGAUGACAACCCGUUUGGGAUUUACCAGAAAAUCCUUGCAUGCAAAAUAGAUUUCCCCAGACAAUUGGAUUUCACCUCUAAGGACCUCAUCAAGAAGCUGCUGGUGGUAGACAGGACCCGGCGCCUGGGCAACAUGAAGAAUGGGGCAGAAGACAUCAAGCGGCACCGGUGGUUCCGAGGAGUGGAGUGGGAGUCUGUGCCACAGAAAAAACUGAAGCCACCCAUUGUGCCCAAGUUAUCGGGUGACGGUGACAUAUCCAACUUUGAGACUUAUCCAGAGAGUGAAUUGAACAAGACCCCUUCGGUAUCUGACAAAGACCUGGAAAUAUUCAAAAACUUCUGAGUAUGAGAACUCAUGCCUGCAAGAAGCAUGUGAAGACAUCCACACCAAACCAAGACCAGACCUGGUUUUUGUUGUACAUCCCUGUGUCUUGCUGUGAAACUAGAAGGUUUGGUGUGUGUAUCCCAGUUCCUUCAAAGUCAACACAAUCAUCAGCCUUGGAACCCAACCUCAUUUCAACAACUAGAAACCUGCCCAAGUGAGAAUUUCGCAAAACCUGUUAAACUGUAGGCUUUCUCCUUCUUCAUGAAUCUUGUGUUUGUGCUGUGAAUUUGAUUGGUUGGUUGGUUGGUUGGUUGGUUGGUUGGUUGGUUGGUUGGUUGGUUGGUUGGUGGGUUGGUUGGUGGGUUGGUUGGUUGGUUGGUUGGUUGUUUUUUUCUACUGAACUUUUUAAGUUUGAAUUUGACCCAUUUGAUUAUGGCUGUCAGUGUGUAUGUGCACAGAAAUUGUGCAAACUGGAAAUUUUGGCACUUUGAUGUGCCUGUGACAUGUUCAUUUUUCAAAGCUUUCUGAACAAUCUGUUGCCCUGCAGACAAAAAGAAAAAAGGGUGAGAUAUAUGCAUUUUUAAAAUGCCUUUAUAUGCAUUUUGCAAUCAUUUGUGUACAUUGUUUAUUUAGUUAUUGUUUGUUUAGUUAGUUCUUUUCUGGUCACUUUAAACUUGGAAGUCAGGAAGCCACAUACCCCGCAGACCCUUAUUCAGAUACAGCACAAAUGUGUGGCUUUCCUCAAAUCUUCCAGUUUAGAUGUUUUCAGUAAAAUAUCCUUUCCUAAAGUUAAGCCAGAACUCUGCAUACAGCAUGACAACCUGGGUGCAAAGAUUGCCUUUUUAUGAUAAUACAAAUGUACCCACAUCCCCAAAAGGGAACUUUAAGGAUCCACCCCUUAAGCCCCUCUCUCCUCUGUUGUAAAUGGCAUUUUCUUCUCACCAUCUCAACUUUGUUCUCCCAGCCAUGUCCAUCCGUGAAAACUCAGGUUCCAGGCCGGGAACUUCUAUGAAAAUUUGUACAGAGCUGUAUUUUUGGUGAGCUUUCUCAGUGCUUUCCAACAUGCAAACUAACUGGGUUAUGUACCUCAAACAACCAAACACAUACAGGAGACAGAAUGCAGGAUUAUAAUCAAGUCCUGUCAGUAGUUGUUUGCUAUUAAGUAGGAAAUAAUGUAAAAUUAGCAUAGGAAACAUUGCCUUAAUUCUAAACACAUGUGGGAAGAUCACACAUGUGCAUGCACCCUCUGUGUGCUCCUAAUGCACUUUGCAAUCUGACUCCAAUCCUAAAAAUCAAAUUAAAAACCACUAAUCAGGCUGUAAAUUAUACCACAUGAUGUCACUGCAGUGACAUCAGACAGCACAUAGGAAUCAUAAUUUUCUUAUUUUAAUAUUUUUAAUUCUGUGUGUACAUAUGACUGCAGUACACACAGACAGCAAGUGUACCAGAGACCCUACAGCUGGACUUAUAGGCAGUUGUGCACCACCCUGCGGAUACUGGGAACCCAACCUCGAUCCUCUGCAGUUCACGUAGUUAACAUGCAAAAAAAAAAAUAAAUUUGGAAGGGGUGGUGGGGCCAAAGCAGCCAUGAAAAAGGAUAAGGGAAAUAUGUCCUAUUCUUGACUCUGAGUCCAGGGAGAACUGUGCACCCAGCACCUUCUAAUGAAGCAAUGGGAUAGUUAAUAAGUUUCAAAUUCCUCUGGUGGUAGCUUGAUUCUAACCAAGUAUAAAAGAUAAUCACUAGCCAAUAAUAAUUUAAAAACAAAUUUCCAUGUUCUUCAACUAAGACUGACUUUUUAAUGUUUAGUACAGACAAAGUACUAAGUGCUGUGGAUUGGUGCUUAUCUCACCGAACUAGCUGUUACAUGUUACACUGUAAAAUGUGAUUUGAUGGCUAAAUACUGUUCACAGGACCCUCGGGCUGUGCAAAUAUCCCAACAUUGGACCAAAACAUACCAAUCACCACUGUGUUGCUAGGUGAACCCUAGUGAAAAUUUAGCAUUGUGUGGGUCUUGAUGUUGAGGUGAAAAUCUCAGAAAGGAUCUCACUCCUGACUGUAGAUUUGAAAUAUGUUGAUUUCCUGGGAUUUUUUGUUUGUUUUUGUUACUGUUUUUGAUGAAGCUCCAUAGGAAGCAUUUGAUGAACAUCUGACACCUGUUAUUCUUAUUUGUCAGACACACUGUAAACCACCUGAAAAUUAUAAUGCAAAGUCAGGGUUUAUGUGUGGGUAGGUAACCCAAUCAGUAAGUGGGGGGGUCUCCCCAUUAAGUUGUGUGUGUCCCUAUCAGUUUAGGGGGAGGAUCUGCCUUUCGAGUCUCACAACCUUGCAUCCGACCUCACACUGUCAUUUGGGAGGUGGGGGAGUUGCUCCAGUUGGUUAUGUAAUAGACAUCAUUACCUAUGUGAUUUAAAGGAAGUGAGCAGGAGUAUCCCCAGUACUUCUGGUCCUCACAGGUCAGACUGAAACCCCCUUGUCAACCUCCAUACUUCUCAGAGUGCGGGGCUCACCACUUGACCUGCUAUAACACAGGUUCCACAUGCACUGCGCAGGUGUACCCCCCUGCUGCUGAGCAUCUGUCAGCUUGCCUGAAAUUAUCAU
This is a messenger RNA of Mastomys coucha (southern multimammate mouse), 3907 nucleotides long. RefSeq names its product protein kinase X-linked (gene Prkx). Lineage: Eukaryota; Metazoa; Chordata; Mammalia; Rodentia; Muridae. Gene Ontology annotation, molecular function: ATP binding; protein serine/threonine kinase activity. Gene Ontology annotation, biological process: protein phosphorylation. The transcript has 9 exons. The record is from RefSeq and is a predicted model, not a curated record. Bases 259 to 1326 code for a protein of 355 amino acids.